AUGGAGAUAUUCCGAAAGGCAGCGAUUGUACGGCUCCGUAGCCACAACGAAAAAUUCCUAAUCGCCGAUGAAGACCAAGAAUCCGUUUAUCAAGACCGUCGUGGCACAACUAAAAACACCCGAUGGACUGUUGAGAUCGUUCCUGGAUCCAAUGUGAUUCGUCUUCAAAGCUGUUAUGGCAAAUACCUUACCGCCACUAAUAUUCAUUUCCUCCUUUGUGCCACCGGUAAAAAGGUACUUCAAACUUUACCGGGAAAGUUGGAUUCAUCGGCGGAGUGGGAACCCAUAUCGGACAAUGGUAUACAUGUACGGUUCAAGAGCCGGUACGGACAAUAUCUAAGGGCAAACAAAGGCGUGCCACCAUGGAGAAACUCUAUCACCCACGACAUUCCUAGCCGCACGGUCACGCAAGAUUGGAUCAUGUGGAGUGUUGACGUUCUCCAAAUUCGAGUUACCAAAUAUGAUGAUGCAGAAUCCACCCAUACUUCUUCCACAUUUUCACGGAUUGAGUCAGACGAUUCAAUUACGGUGAGUUUGCCACUAAAAUCCGAAGGAAGGCUAAUAUAUUACGGGAUUGGAGAUGAUGGUGGGAACAUAAACAAGGAAAUAGGAGAAAAAUCAAUGGUGUUCCAUGGAAGUGAGCUAACAGAACUAAAGAAGAAACUAGAGGAAGAAACAGAGAUGGAAGAUGUCAUGAUUUGCUGUAGAAACCCUUUGAACGAAAAGCUUUGUCCUCUUCAACUGCAUCUUCCUCCUAACAACGCAACAAUGCACAUCAUCGUCCUUCCUUCUUCUUUCGAGAUUGUUGACAAGUGAUAGUGAUAUUCCAAUUACAACCA
This is a messenger RNA of Capsella rubella, 839 nucleotides long. RefSeq lists its product as uncharacterized. NCBI's taxonomy places the organism in Eukaryota, Viridiplantae, Streptophyta, Magnoliopsida, Brassicales, Brassicaceae. Bases 1 to 816 code for a protein of 271 amino acids. The record is from RefSeq and is a predicted model, not a curated record. The transcript is spliced from 4 exons.